AUGGACAGUCCGAAACAUCGACUGCUCCCCAGGAGCAGCGGCCUUGCUGCUGCUCCUGCUGCUCCUGCUGCUCCUGCUGCUCCUGCUGCUCCUGCCUGUGCACCCGCUGCUGCUGCUACUGCAGCAGCAGCAACUACUGAUGCUGCUGCUGCUGCUGCUGAAAACGCAGCUGGCUAUCUUCAAGAGGAGGCAAGGACCUCUUCUUUUGACUCGUGUGUAUCUGCUCCACGAUCCUCUUCUGCGAGCAGCAGCAACAGCAGCAGCAACAGCAGCAGCAACAGCAGCAGCAGUCCGCACAGCAGCAGCAGCAGCAGUGGCAUCAGCAGCAGCGACAGCAGCAGCAGCCACAGCAGCAGCAACAGCAGCAGCAGCAGCAGCGCCGUGUCUCCCUCAGCCGCACCCGCGCAGGUUCCUCCCAUCGCUGUCUCCGAGAGCAACAGCAACAGCAACAGCAGCAGCAGCAGCAGCAGCAGCAGCAGCAAAACGAGCAGCAGCAAACGGCCUUGCGCUGUGUUGAAGAGCAGCAAAGGAGGGGCCUGUCCUGCUGCUGCUGCUGCUGGCGACUUCUGCAAACCUGCCCCCCAAGCCCCGCCCUACUUGUGCUUUUGUUUGGCUGACGACGCAGAAGCAACAGCCGCACUCCAACUGCAGCAGCAGCAGCAGCAGCAGCAGCAGCAGCAGCAGCAGCAGCUGUGCCUCGUCCCCUCCCCCCCCGCCACCGCGUUAUCCGACGGCUCGCCAGUGGCAGGCGAAGCAGCAGCAGCAGGCUGCUGCGGCGUGGGGCGGCUGGUGGGGCUGACAAUGGCCCUCUUUGUGGCUCUUCAAAUUAUUUUUAAUAUUGAUAAUGGAAUUGUUCCUGCUGUGCUGCCGCAGCUGUGGGAAGAAUUCCGAAUCCCAGACUCCCAGCAAGGUCAGCAGCAGCAGCAGCAGCAGCAGCAGCAGCAGCAGCAGCAGCAGCAGCAGCAGCAGCAGCAGCAGCAGCAGCAGCAGCGGCGGCGGCGGCGGCGGCGGCGGUGGUUUGCUGCUGCCGCAGCUGCUGCUGCUGUCUGCGCUGGCGGGCUGUUGGGCGCGUUGCCGUACGUGGGCACGGCGUGCGUGUCUCCGUUGAACUCGCGUUUGCUGCUGCUGCUGCGGCCGAAGCUGCUGCUGCUGCUGUCGCUUUGCUGCAACGCAGCAGCUUGCUGCCUCUUCGUGGGGGCCCCCGGGGGCCCCUCUCUUCUUGCUGCUCGCUUCCUCGUGGGGGCCACUCAAACCCCUUUCUUCAUUUUGGCUCCAGUUUGGAUCGACGCCUUCGCGCCGCAGCAGCAAAUGACCCUCUGGAUGGGGCUGCUGCAGGGCUCCGUCGUCCUCGGCAUCAUGCUGGGAUAUCUUGCUGCAGGUUUCCUCCGCAGCCAGGGCAAGGACUGGCGAAUCGCAGUGUACAUACAGCUGGGGCUGCUGCUGCUGCUGCUGCUGCUGCUCUCUUUCCUCACGCCUUCCGUGCUGGACACAAGCAGCCGCCGCCACAAGCAGCAGCAGCAGCAGCAGCAGCAGCUGACGGGGGAGGAAGCAGCAGCAGCCGAAGGCGGCAACCGGGACCUGCAUUUUGAAGCCGACCAGGAGCAGCACGAGCAGCAGCAGCAGCAGCAGCAGCAGCAGCAGCAGCAAGAGGCUGGGGGUCCCACUUCAGAAAUCUCCACGCCGCAGUUUGGUCCAGGGGGAGAGUCGCUUGCUGCUGCAGCGUGUGCCUCUUCUGCUGCUGCUGCUGCUGGCAGCGCUGCAGCAACCGCAGCAGCUGCUGCAGCGUCUGCUGCUCAGAGCAGCGCUGCUGCUGCUGCUGCUGCUGCUGCUGGGUGUCCUUCCACGGUCUGCGCCUCCCCGUCCCCGCCUCCGUGCAGCGGCUUCGGCGCUGCUGCUGCUGCUGCUGCUGCUGCUGCUGCUGCUGCUGCGCCCCACACAGGGCCGCUGAGCGGCAGCAGCACGCCCUCAGGUGUACGUACACAGUGCCUGCUCUGCAGCAACUUGGUCUAUCCGCUGCUGCCAGCAAUUGCUGCAAUGGCAAUAACAGCAAAUGCAGAAAAUAAGUUUUAUGGAGGGGCAAGAGAGUCAAGAGAAGCAGCGCCGCGGCGGGCUACGCACAGCAGCAGCAGCAGCAGCAACACCCGCAGCAGCAGCAACAGCAACAGCAGCAGCAGCAGGUGCGCCCACUCCAAGCGGCUCUACAGAUACUUCAGCGCCCCCGCAAAAACCCCAGAAGCAGCAGCAGCAGCAGCAGCAGCAGCAGCAGCAGAAGGGAUGCAGCCAGAUAAGGGCUCCCUUAGGAUUUGCUUUACUUGUGACCAGCUGCCGCUGCAGCGGGACCUGCAGUGCAGCAGCAAAACGCCACUGGGGAGCCUGCUGCAGCAGCAGCAGCAGCAGCAGCAGCAGGGGCCUCUGCUGUGCCCACAGGAGGAAGCAGAAAGGCGCAUAAACGCGGGAAUGGCAGCAGCAGCUGCGGCGGCAGUCGCCGACGUAGCUGCUGCUGCUGCGAUGACUGCAGCAGCAGCAGCAGCAACUGCAGCAGCAGCAGCGGCGGCCACUGCUGCUGCGGAUGCUGCAGCAGAACAAGCAGCCGCAGAUGAAGGCUCAGGCAGCACCAGCCGCCAGUCGUGGUCAGUGCCUCUGUCCUUCCCGCUGCAGCAGCAGCAGCAGCAGCAGCAGCAGCAGCAGCAGCAGCAAAAGCGGAAGCAGCUCGAGCUUGCCAGUGACCCUGAAAGGGUGUUAUCGCUUGACGGCGCAGCGGGAGGGUCCACUGCGCUGCCUGCCGCUGCAGCAGCAGCAGCAACAGCAACAGCAGCAGAUCGAGCAGCAGCAGACCCAGCAGCAGCAGCAGCAGCAGCAGCAGAAUCGCCGGGAGACGAUCUGCUGUCCGUGGAGACGAUCCCCGGCGAAGGCAUUUCUGUCUCCUCCCCGCAGCAGAGCCAGUUGAGGGGCCCCACAGCUUCCAGGCCAGGCAGCGCAGCAGCAGCAGCAGCAGCAGCAGACACAGCAGCAGCAGCAACAGCAGGUGCAGCAGCAGCAGCAGAAGCAGCAACGGCGGAAGAAACGACCUCUUCCAAACUGAGGUUUUCGCUGCCUGCCUUGCCGGAGGGCCAAGCGGAGCAGCUGCAGCAGCUGCAGCACACGCAGUACACGCAGCAGCAGCAGCAGCACAUGCAGCAGCAGCAGCAGCACAUGCAGCACAAGCAGCGACUGUGCAUGCCCCACAGACUGCAGCAGCAGCAGCAGCAGCAACUCGAGCAAAGCAUUGCUAUCUUUGCUGCUCCCAGCAGCAGCGGGCCCUUGAGCUCCCGCAUAGUAACCUCCCUUGAGCUCCACAGCGCCGACAACAGCAGCAGCAGCAGCAGCAGCAGCAGCGACAGCAGCAGCAGCAGCAGCACUCAAGGAGGCAUCAAGCACUGGUUUAUCCAUCAGGCCAAAACUCUCGUCGCCAAAGGCGCAGUUGGGAUUGAGCUGCUCAGGAAUCCAAUAUAUGGGUUAGUGGUUGCUGCUCUUUGUUCCCUCUUUCUUGAGGUGACGGCGAUUCAGUUUUGGUCCACCAAAUACUUUGAACAGGUCUUGAAGGUGCCGACGGCGACGGUGCUGCUGAGUUUCUCGCUGAGCGCAGUGACUGCGCCGCUGCUGGGGAUUCUGCUGGGGGGGCUGCUGGUGGACUUGUGGGGCGGCUACGGGGAGCAGCAGCAGCAGCAGCAGCAGCAGCAGCAGCUGGUGUGUCUGUGUCUGCUGUCGGCCUUGGCAGCUGGCUGCGUGCUGUGCGGCUCCGUUGCUGCUGCAGCAAAGUCCUUUGCUGCUGCACUAGCAGCAGUUUGGGCUGUGCUCUUCCUCGGGGGAGGCAUUCUCCCCCCUGCAACGGGACUUGUUCUUGCUGCAGCACCAGCAGCAAAACGAACUGAUGCUUCUGCUGCUGCUCUUUUCCUCUACACUCUCUUCGGCUACGUCCUCGGCUCUUUCCUCCCCGGAGUCCUCAACGACCUCCUCGGACUCGCCGCAGGAAUGAAGGUGUCUUUGCUGUGGUCUGUCUUUGGACUUCUGGCAUUUGUUGCUGCUACAAUUGUUUCGUGGAAGCAGCAAAAGAAGCAGCCAGCAGCAGCAGAAGCAGCAGCAGCAGCAGCAGCAGCAUGGCCAUCCGAGGUGCCCCGCAGGGGCCCCCUAGGGAAGCUCUUAAGAAAACUCAGAAGGGGGCCCCCCAAAGGGGCCCAGCAGCAAAACCUUGGGGGGCCCCCCGAAGGGCCCCUUGAGGGGCCCCCUAGGGGCCCUCUACAGGAAACUGCAGGGGGCCCCUUGCUCCCAAGAGGGGCCCCUUAG
Eimeria necatrix is the source of this 4323-nucleotide messenger RNA. RefSeq lists its product as hypothetical. Gene Ontology annotation, molecular function: transmembrane transporter activity. The transcript has 6 exons. Gene Ontology annotation, biological process: transmembrane transport. The coding region runs from base 1 to 4323 and encodes 1440 amino acids. Lineage: Eukaryota; Apicomplexa; Conoidasida; Eucoccidiorida; Eimeriidae. The record is from RefSeq and is a predicted model, not a curated record.